CGCCCCGCGCCGGCCGUUGUGGGGGCGAGGGCCCGGGGAGAAGGCGGGACGAUGGAGAAGCGGGGCAAAAGCGUGUCCACCGUUUUGGGGGCGGCCUCCUCCGGCUCGGCCCCCGCGCCCGGCGGGAGGAAGGAGAGGAGGCUGAGCAUGUUUGAGAAGGAGGCAUACACACACAUAUUAAAGGAGAGGUUGAGAGACUCGAUUCACGACGUUCACUCCGUGGAACCCCCGUUCGAUGAAUCGCUCACAGAUUUAGGUAAAGUAGAAUUAGGCUCAUGGAAGAGUACGUUGUCCAAGGUUAAAUAUGCUAACACCUACAGAUUGGAGCCGUACAAGAAAUUUCAAACUUGGGCAAUAAAAAUGAAAGUCCAACAGAUGCUGAAGGACAGACUUAAAGAAAUCACCUAUGAUGAAAAGAUUUGUUCUUCAAUUUCAAUUCAGCUGGCAGAUGAAAUUUUAGCAACAGUCAAAGAAUUUGAGUUUAAUCGCUAUAAAUACAUAAUACAAGUAUUCUUCAUUCAAAAGACCGGUCAGGCAGUAAAUAUUGCUAGCAGGUGGAUCUGGGAUGUUACCUGGGAUAACUGGCUCUCAGCUAAAUACGAAACUGAAACUUAUGUUGCAUUGGCCCUAGUAUUUGCUCUUUAUUUUGAAUAAUUCAAGUGACUUAUUGCUAAAUGGAUUUUUGAAAUUUUCAGUAUACUUGAAAAAUUAAUAUUUUGGAGCAUCAUAAAUAUGAUUAUAAAUAUCUUAGACUUAAUA
Molecule: messenger RNA, 759 nt
Organism: Ornithorhynchus anatinus (platypus)
Lineage: Eukaryota; Metazoa; Chordata; Mammalia; Monotremata; Ornithorhynchidae
Gene: DYNLT2
Product: dynein light chain Tctex-type 2
Exons: 4
Coding region: 52-654 (200 amino acids)
Biological process (GO): microtubule-based movement
Cellular component (GO): cytoplasmic dynein complex; cytoplasm
Molecular function (GO): dynein intermediate chain binding
Source: RefSeq, a predicted model, not a curated record